Fraxinus pennsylvanica is the source of this 1638-nucleotide messenger RNA. NCBI's taxonomy places the organism in Eukaryota, Viridiplantae, Streptophyta, Magnoliopsida, Lamiales, Oleaceae. The record is from the annotation of a GenBank genome assembly.
AUGGAAGCUCUGGGAGGUUCCUCAUUUCCGUCAUUCACCCAACCACUAAUCUCAACAACCGUAUUUGAAAAACCCAUUUUUCAGAUUCCUUUAACUCAGAAAUUAACUUCACAUGUCCCUGUAGUUCUAAGCAAGAAAGGAAAUUUAAAGAGUUUUACAGCCAUUUCUCCAACUGUCCUAUCUACUGAGGAAUCUGAAAAUUCUUCAUCCCCUGAUCAAGAAACUGAAGCAGAAAUUGAAGAAGAGAAAUUUGAUUGGUUUGCACAAUGGUACCCAGUGACGCCAAUUUGUGAUCUUGACAAAAGAAGACCUCACGGGAAGAGAGUAUUGGGAAUUGACAUAGUGAUUUGGUGGGAUAGAAAUGAGAAUGAAUGGAAAGUGUUUGACGAUAGUUGUCCUCACAGAUUGGCUCCUCUGUCCGAAGGAAGGAUUGAUCAAUGGGGUAGGCUGCAGUGUGUGUACCAUGGAUGGUGCUUUGGUGGUUCUGGUGAUUGCAAGUUCAUCCCUCAAGCACCCCGGGACGGCCCUCCGGUUCACACUUCCUCGAAGGCAUGUGUAGCUGUGUAUCCAAGUUGUGUACUAAAUAAUAUUCUUUGGUUUUGGGCAAGCUCUGAUCCGCUAUAUAGAGAUGUUCUAUCAAAGAAAAAGCCUCCAUACAUCCCAGAACUUGAUGACCCUUCAUUCUCCAAUACGAUGAUAUGCAGAGAUUUACCUUAUGGGUAUGAAGUUCUGAUUGAAAAUCUUAUGGACCCUGCUCAUGUCCCAUACGCACAUUAUGGAAUAAUGAGAAUCCCAGACACGCCAAAGAGUCUGAAGGCUGAUAGGGAAGGCGGCAAACCACUUGAAAUGACCAUAGAGAAACUAGACAUAAACGGGUUCACCUCGAAGCAAUUACUUGUGAACAGCUAUUUUAUUCCACCAUGCAUGUUCUAUGGUGCUUUCAGUUCAGGAGGGGGUCCAAGUAAGAAGUCCCCAUUAUCUGCUGGAACCACAGAGGAGCCACCAUCAUCCGUACCCAUGAAAAAAAUGUUUCUGAUUUUCUACUGUAUUCCAGUCAGUCCGGGUAAUAGCAGGUUGAUACUUGCCACUUCGAGAAACUUUGGGGCCUGGAUGCAGCGAUUUGUUCCACGUUGGCUCUUUCAUAUCAGGCAAAACUUAGUUUUAGAUUCGGAUCUAUAUCUUCUUCAUAUGGAGGAUCGCAAGACAAUGGAUGUUGGCCCUCUUAAUUGGCAUAAAUCUGGCUUUGUGCCAACUAAGGCAGAUGCUAAUGUGAUUGCCUUCAGAAGGUGGUUAAACAAGUAUGGAGGCACUCAAGUUGACUGGGGAACAAGGUUUAGCAGAUUACUCCCACCAACUCCUCCUAGAGAUCAGCUAUUUGAUAGGUAUUGGUCCCAUACAGUGAAUUGCAGUAGUUGCUAUCUUGCAUAUAAACGUCUCAACGCACUUGAGGUCGCGCUGCAGGUCAUCUGCAUUGUUUCAAUUGGAAUAGUUGCUGCAGGCAAGCAUGGUAUUAUGUCUGUGGCUGCGAGGAACACCCUGGCAUCCAUGGCUGUACUAUGCUUUGUGGCUUCGAAAUGGUUGUCUCACUUUAUCUACAGAACUUUUAAGUACCAUGAUUACGAUCAUGCCUUCCGCUGA